GAAGAGAACCGAAAACACUUUCGCCAUUCUGUGAUUUUCUCAAUUUCUUUGGCGGGAAAACGAAGAGGGAUGAAUAUCGGAAUGUUGCAAGAAUUGGAGGGAGUUCCAAGAGUGACAGAGACAACAGAGAUGGGGGUUUCGGAUAAUUGCAAGGGGUUGAUACUUGCGGUGUGUUCUAGUGCAUUCAUUGGUUCAAGCUUCAUCUUGAAGAAGAAGGGUCUUAAGCUUGCUGCUGCACGCGGCACUCGUGCAGGAGUUGGUGGUUAUACUUAUCUGCUAGAGCCACUUUGGUGGGCUGGUAUGGUAACAAUGAUUAUUGGGGAGGUUGCAAAUUUUGUGGCUUAUAUAUACGCUCCGGCUGUUUUGGUUACUCCCCUUGGUGCACUUAGUAUUAUUGUCAGUGCUGUUUUGUCUCACUUCUUGUUGAAGGAACGGCUUCCCAAGAUGGGGGUGUUGGGAUGUGUAUCUUGCGUUGUGGGAUCAAUUAUUAUUGUUAUCCAUGCACCACAAGAGCAUACUCCGGAUUCUGUCCAAGAAUUAUGGGAUCUGGCCACUCAACCAGCAUUUCUGAUUUACGCGGUGGCAACAGUCUCAGUAGUUUUGGCCUUGAUCAUACACUUUGAACCUCUCUAUGGACAGACUAACAUGGUUGUCUAUUUGGGAAUUUGUUCAUUAGUUGGCUCACUUACGGUUGUGAGCACAAAGGCUAUUGGAAUUGCUAUAAAGCUUACCCUUGAUGGAAUAAGUCAAGUAGCCUAUCCUCAAACUUGGUUUUUCCUUUCUGUGGCCACAAUAUGUGUCAUUACACAGUUGAAUUACCUAAACAAGGCUCUGGAUACAUUCAAUACAGCAAUUGUUUCUCCUGUAUAUUAUGUUAUGUUCACGACUCUUACUAUCAUUGCCAGUGCAAUAAUGUUUAAGGAUUGGUCAGGCCAGAAUGUCAGCAGCAUAGCAUCUGAGAUAUGCGGAUUCAUCACUGUUGUUUCAGGAACAAUUAUAUUGCAUAUGACUAGAGAACAGGAAGAACCUAAUAUGCAAGGGACCUUGACAUGGUUUAUCGGGGAGGAUAUGGUGAAGGGUGUUGAAGAUGAACGCCUGAUCAUAAUACACGAUUCGGAUUAUCUUGAACGUUGACUUUUCCUUCAAGGUUAGGUCCAUGUGAUAUUACAUUUUUUAUCCGCAAUGGUAAAAUGAUGUGAACCUGCCCUUGGUCGCAUGAUGUGGUGCUUUUGCAGUGUGGAUUGCUUGUCCGGGAACUUAAUAAAUUCAAGCAUCCACGGUGCUCUAUAGUUUUCUGAUCAUUUUCGUGGAGGCUGUUUGCACACCGCUGUUGACUGGAGCCAUCUCAGAACACUUGUUGUAUGCUAAUCGUGAUUCAAGUGCUGCAUCAUUUUCCUGAUAAAAUGUGACUGCUGUCUCAUUGCAGCAAGCGAGAUUUUUGUAGCAAUAUCAUGCCAUGUUCUAUUUCCAGGGCAGGCAGUGUAAUUUUUUCUUUUAUUAUUUUUAUAGGAAGUGAGCAAUUGUUCAUAUCGAU
This is a messenger RNA of Abrus precatorius (Indian licorice), 1534 nucleotides long. Its product is annotated as probable magnesium transporter NIPA6. The record is from RefSeq and is a predicted model, not a curated record. Gene Ontology annotation, molecular function: magnesium ion transmembrane transporter activity. Bases 70 to 1134 code for a protein of 354 amino acids. The transcript has 9 exons. Gene Ontology annotation, biological process: magnesium ion transport. NCBI's taxonomy places the organism in Eukaryota, Viridiplantae, Streptophyta, Magnoliopsida, Fabales, Fabaceae. Gene Ontology annotation, cellular component: membrane.